This is a messenger RNA of Sturnus vulgaris (Common starling), 1120 nucleotides long. Its product is annotated as natriuretic peptides A. Gene Ontology annotation, biological process: receptor guanylyl cyclase signaling pathway; negative regulation of systemic arterial blood pressure; cGMP biosynthetic process. NCBI's taxonomy places the organism in Eukaryota, Metazoa, Chordata, Aves, Passeriformes, Sturnidae. The record is from RefSeq and is a predicted model, not a curated record. Gene Ontology annotation, molecular function: hormone activity; hormone receptor binding. Gene Ontology annotation, cellular component: extracellular region; cytoplasm.
AAAAGGCAAUUUCCUUACAGAAAUCUUCUAACUGAGCAAAGUUUAGAGCAGUUUUGGGAUUGUUUCCCAUCUCUGUAAAUCUGACCAUAGGGGUCUCUUGAAAGAGAAUUGCUAAGAAUUUCCAACUGGACUAUGUAAUCACAGCGCCUGGUAUCAAGAGGAGGGGGAGUGACAUGAAAUCACUGACUUGUGACAUACAUUCCUCAGCAACAGCAGCUGCUGCCUAAUGACAGCUAAUAAAGGGAAUCUUCCCUUGACAGAGCUGCAUGCCUACAGUGGGACUGGAAUGUGCCCAAGAUAAACCCACUGAUAACCUAGGAAGCAGGGAUCACCCAAAGAGUAUAAAAGACAAGCUUCAGAAGAGACACAACAGGACAAGAAAGAGAGAGACUUGAAGGGACAUCUCAGAAGAAAGAGCUUGAACUUUCCUAUUCCCAACGAAGUCAGCGCCAUGGACACUAAAGGCUCAUUUUUCUAUGGCUUCCUCUUGCUGCUGCUCAUCCAGCUCCAGUCCAGCAGAGCCAACCCUAUCUACAGCCUCAGCCCUGCCAAAGAACUGGCCAGCAUGGAGGCUCUGUUGGAGAGACUGGAGGAUAAGUUUGCAAUGAUUGAAGCCCUGGAGUCCAAUCCUGACCUGCAACAACCCAAAACCCAGGAGGAGAUCCCGUCAGAACUCGCUGAUGACAGUGACAACCAGAAGGCUGAAGCCAGGCUUGCAGCCAACAUCCCUCUGUCCUACAGAGACCCCUUCUUCAAGAGACUGAGGGGGCUGCAAAUGCCCAGGAUGAUGAGAGAUUCUGGCUGUUUUGGGAGGAGGAUUGACCGGAUCGGCUCCCUCAGUGGGAUGGGGUGCAAUGGUGAGUCCUGUUUAAACCAUUUCACUGAACAGCCAUGGGACAGGCAAGGAGCAGCUUCUCACUUAAGUCUUUAAGAAAACACAGUUUGAGAAUGGAAUUAAUUUGAGCCUAGUAUUUAAGCUAGUAUUGGUUUCUCAAAAGCAUUGCUGACAAUGGUGACAUGUACCAAGACAAAACCGGAUUCUAGUGACAUUUAUUUCAUGUUUGGUUUGCAGGUUCCCGGAGAAAUUAGGAUCAACCUCCCUCUUCCCUGCUCUGAAGAA